Rubroshorea leprosula is the source of this 534-nucleotide messenger RNA. Lineage: Eukaryota; Viridiplantae; Streptophyta; Magnoliopsida; Malvales; Dipterocarpaceae. The record is from the annotation of a GenBank genome assembly.
AAAGGCAAAUGCAAAUGAAAAUCUGUUCUGUCAAUGGAAGAAGGGGAGGAAAGGCAGCAGUGAAAGGCUGAGAUCCGGGGAGGUAGUUGGCCGCUGGUGACUUCGCUGCUCUGUUUUCGAUUUACUUUCUGGUUGCUUCUGCACAGAGAUGAAGGGCGUGCGUUCUGGUUUUGCUUUUGCAGAAACAAAGGACUGGAAGCCGCAGACGGAGGCCACGAGCGAGCAGCAGGUUCCUGAUUUCUGGUUGAGAUCCGAGAAGGCAGUUGUGGAGUCGUCGAUGGCUGAGAUUGGGGAGGCAGUUGGUCGUCGAGACAAAGGACCGAAAGCCGCAGACGGAGGCCACGAGCGAGCAGCAGGUUCGCGAUUUUUGGCUGAGAUCGGGUAGGUAAAGGCCGGCGGUGGUAACUGGUGCGUGGUACUGGUGGUGGUCCGGUGGUGCUGUUCUUCCCCUGCUUUCUUUUGUUUUUAAUUUCUCUUGGGUUUGCUUUUGCAAUGUGUUGCGAUUUUAAUUUUUAAUUAAAGUUAAUGGUGUGG